This is a messenger RNA of Rhipicephalus sanguineus (brown dog tick), 3474 nucleotides long. Its product is annotated as collagen alpha-1(II) chain. Gene Ontology annotation, molecular function: protein binding. The record is from RefSeq and is a predicted model, not a curated record. NCBI's taxonomy places the organism in Eukaryota, Metazoa, Arthropoda, Arachnida, Ixodida, Ixodidae.
CGCGCCGAGAGCGAUAUGGACGCCGUGUUCGCCUGGCUGCUCCUGAGCGUUGUGGCCUACACAACCGAUGCAGCGGCAAGACCUCAGGUCGACUACGACUACGUCAUUGAGAACAACCAGACUGACGAUGGCAGCAGCACUUCAUGCGUGUUCGAGGGCACCACAUACGCUGACGGUGAUGAGUGGCAGCCGGACCAGUGCACAACGUGCAAGUGCCUACUUGGAAACAGUGUUUGUGAUUCGGAGCAGUGCCCGAGACUGGAGUGCACCGAUCAGUAUGUGCCUUUGGGACAGUGUUGUCCUGUGUGCACAGGGGACAGCAGGGAAGUCUUCAGGCCAGCGACAGUGCAUCCCGACACUCCUGAACCUACACACGGAGCGGCGUCACCUGAGCCACUGCCGUAUCCAGAGUAUCCGGUGCUGACGUUUCCCGGACCAAGGGGGCCUCCUGGAGAACACGGAUCGCCGGGACGUCCUGGAGAACGCGGCUCUCCUGGCGAACCUGGUUUUCAUGGCGUCCCUGGAAGUCCUGGGCCUCCGGGACCACCUGCAGAUCUUUCACAAUGGUUUCAUCAGCUGUCUCUUCACCAAGGGCCAUUGAAUGGAGACAAAGGACCAGCUCCUGAUGCUUUCCAGUUCAUGCAAGCUUCUGUGGGGCCUGUAGGAGCACGUGGCGUACCAGGCCCUCGAGGUUCUCCGGGCCUGCAAGGGUUUCCAGGACUACGAGGAGAACCAGGCGAAGCAGGUUUGCAGGGUCCACCAGGACAUCAAGGCGAAAGAGGACUUCCGGGAAUUCCAGGAAAAGACGGAGAGGCGGGUGAAGAUGGCAGGCCUGGACCACCGGGCCCACCUGGCACUAUGGGUGAAAGAGGACUUCCUGGUAUGCCCGGACUCCCAGGUGUCAAAGGCCAUAGGGGUUUCCCAGGCCUCGAUGGCACUAAAGGGGAACAGGGUCUUCAAGGUGAAAAAGGGUCAGCAGGAGCGCCAGGAAGACAAGGGCCACCGGGAGCAAUUGGCCCAGCUGGGCCACGAGGAGAGCGAGGCAGAGAUGGACCUCCAGGACCACCGGGAAUACGAGGAAUCGACGGUCUCCCAGGGCCACCAGGAUCACCGGGUCCCGUGGGGCACCCCGGCCCACCAGGAUUACCCGGGUCACCAGGAAUAAAGGGCAUGCCGGGAUCUGCGGGUCACAAAGGUGAACAAGGCAUGAAGGGAGAAAUGGGACCAAUAGGCCCAAGGGGCAUCGCUGGGCCUCCCGGUUCAUCGGGAAAAAGGGGUAAGCCAGGAGCCAGUGGACCUCAAGGUGCCCAAGGAUCUCCCGGGGAAAGGGGUACUCCGGGUUUACGAGGACUUCCGGGAUCUGAUGGACUACCUGGCCCGAAGGGUGCACAAGGAGAUAGGGGUUCCCACGGACCUCAGGGAGCGAAGGGUUCUACAGGUGACGCUGGAAGGCCAGGAGUGCCAGGUCUGCAGGGUAUUCGAGGCCCUCCGGGAAUUCCUGGCAUCCCCGGAAAGGACGGUCUGCCUGGCGAAAGGGGCCUGCCCGGUAUGGAUGGAAAACCAGGCGAGCAAGGCAUGCAAGGCACACAAGGUCUAUCAGGGUUGCCUGGACUGCCUGGCCCGAAGGGAGAUCAGGGGGAGGCCGGCGCUGAAGGUCGCCAAGGCCCACCAGGCAUUCAAGGCCCGCGUGGUGAUCCUGGCAAGGAAGGAUCAAUGGGAGCCACCGGACCCCCUGGACGGCCGGGAGAGACAGGAGAGCGUGGUUUGGCAGGACCCAUGGGCCCAAGAGGCUUCCAGGGACUGCCGGGCCUGCCCGGCCUGCCCGGCCCCGAUGGCAAGGAGGGCCAACAAGGCGCCGCUGGACCAAUGGGCCCACCGGGUCCGCAUGGAGAGCGUGGGGAGAGAGGAUUUGCCGGUGAGAGGGGCCGAGCUGGCCUUCCAGGGCCACAGGGCAUGCGUGGCGAGGCUGGCCCCCCAGGACCUACCGGUGCGACGGGACUUCCUGGUGAGAAAGGAUCCAAGGGACAUGCUGGACCUCCGGGGCUUGUGGGUCUACCUGGACGUCGUGGUGACGUUGGCCAACCAGGAGCCAAAGGAUCUCAUGGUGAGCAAGGUCCACCAGGUCCCGAGGGGCCACCAGGUCGGACAGGAGACCAGGGUCUGCAGGGACCGGCCGGAUCUCCUGGUCCUCACGGAGAGCCCGGAGAAAAGGGAGAGCCUGGAGUGCCAGGUCCAGCUGGCGUAACCGGAGCACCAGGAAUGCAAGGAGACCGGGGAGUGGCCGGACCACCGGGACCACCCGGAUUUCCUGGACCUACGGGUGCCCCGGGCGCGGCAGGUGCCAAGGGUACGUCUGGUGCCCCAGGUGUCAAGGGACAGCAAGGAGAUGCCGGACCGCAAGGACCACGUGGAGAGACUGGACCACAGGGUGCCCAUGGACUUUCUGGGCCUAAAGGACCACGCGGCGAGACUGGCCCAAAGGGCGACAAUGGCUUCGUAGGAGCUCCUGGUCGACCUGGUGAGCCUGGGAGUCCGGGUGAACCUGGGAACCCUGGGCUGCAAGGACCAGCCGGAGCACCAGGCAUCAAGGGCGCUGCCGGUGAAGCUGGAAGAGUAGGAGCUCCAGGGCCAGUGGGCUCUCCCGGACCCCUUGGUUUUCCUGGACCCAAAGGAGAAGCUGGCGCCGAAGGCCCAGCCGGACAUCCAGGGAGCCAGGACCACAAGGCCCCCAGGGAGACCGCGGCCGCCCGGACUACCGGGAUACAAGGACCCCUGGACCAGGAGGACCCCGGGGCCCACAGGGUGAAAAGGGCCAGGAGGGAAAGAGGGGCAGCGAUGGUCAAAUGGGUCCGCUGGGCCCCCCUGGACAUCCAGGCCCACCGGGGAGUACAGGAGAGCUGGGUUCUCCGGGCCUGCCUGGCAAGGAAGGUCCGCCUGGCAUCCAAGGACGGCCUGGUGACAAGGGACCAGUUGGGCUGCCCGGACAGCCUGGACCACCGGGCAUCCAAGGUUUGCAGGGUCCUCCGGGCAAUGCAGGUCCUGUGGGUUCCACUGGAGAACGUGGCGAACGUGGUGAAACUGGGCCACCUGGAGUCCGUGGGCCGCAGGGACAGAGGGGACCGCAAGGGGCACCUGGGCCACAGGGUCUGAAAGGCGACCGUGGUACUGCAGGAGAAAGGGGCUCCAAGGGUCACCGGGGUUUAGUUGGUCUCCAAGGACUGCCCGGACCAGUGGGACCACAAGGAAGCAAAGGACCAAUAGGAAACCCCGGACCUCCUGGUGCACCGGGUGAUCCCGGACCAAGGGGACUGGCAGGAAGAGACGGAUCGCAAGGAUUGCCCGGUCAUGUAGGUGCCCCUGGGCCAAGAGGUCCACAAGGUGAAGCUGGCAAGCCGGGCUCUCCCGGAAACCCGGGACCACCAGGACCUCCUGGGAGGCCGGGGGAACCCUUCGGUUAUGACGCCGCAGCCCUGC